Adelges cooleyi (spruce gall adelgid) is the source of this 2885-nucleotide messenger RNA. Its product is annotated as KH domain-containing protein akap-1-like. Gene Ontology annotation, molecular function: RNA binding. The record is from RefSeq and is a predicted model, not a curated record. The transcript has 8 exons. The coding region runs from base 452 to 2443 and encodes 663 amino acids. Lineage: Eukaryota; Metazoa; Arthropoda; Insecta; Hemiptera; Adelgidae.
GUCGGCACACACCGUCGCGCCGCAGUCUCGUCACGUUUGCUGGCACUACUGUUGCUUACUUUCUCGUUGUCCGUUCCCGGUAUAGUCUCGUGUGUGUCUGUGGUUUUCUCGUUUUAUUUUUAUUUUUAUUAAACAUUGUAUAAUCCGUUUACAAUAAUUUUAAUUUUAUUAACAACUUAGCCAUUCACGACAAUAACGGUCGGUGCUCGUAUUUGAAAACGCCAGUAGUACUUUGAAGAAAUCGUUUUGUGCACGUUUCGGUGUACAUAAAAAAAAAAGCAAAAAGUUUUACUUUUAAUAACGAUUUCGUGUAUUAAUAUAUAUUUUUAAUUAUUUAUAUAUAUAUUAUAAUAUUCGACGUCUUUUUCCUAGUACUACACUGUAAUAUUACGAUGGCGCCGGACAACGUGGACAAGGUUUUACACUCGUGUCAAAGUGGAUAUCAUACGAUAUGUUCAAGGUGAGGACUGUAUCGCUGGGGAGAAUUUUAACAUUUUCGACAGCCGUCUUAUACCUCGGUUAUCUUUGGUACAAGCGCAAGAGGGUUUUGUCACAUCACCUGAGUGACGGCAACAAAUCUAGUUCUGAAUCGCCAGAGCUAAACAAAAUCAACGACCAAGAAUUGAUAAAGGCAUUGGAAAAAGCCUCUCGUACAAUUGAAGUAGCGUCACGCAUCACCGAAGAAGAGUCUGCUGCCGUUGGAGGAGGAGACUCCUGGUCGUCGGCUCACCAAGAAGAAAUCAUGGAGCCAACCAUCAGUCAAGUGGAAAUCAAGGAAGUGGAAACGUUAGUAAACUGCUGUAGUAGUCCAUCGAAACUUGAGUUGGACACUAAGGUUAUGCCCGUAGAUUCUAACUCCGGACUUAGUAAAAUGACAGUGGAGUCCUUAGCCGAGGACUUGAGUAAUUUAAAUUUAAAUCUAGAUUCGGAUGAUAAAUUACCAACACCGCUAGAAGAACGUUUAGCUUUAGAACAGAGUGUUUCGUCACCUGUUGUCGAAGCAAUGAAAACUAGUGAACAACAGAAAGAAUGUUGGGUGGAGAUGAUUGAAAAAGAAGAAGAAGAUCGUUGUGAAUGUCCGAAAGCCGCCGUUGCUGCUGUAACGACCAAAAAGGGAAAGAAAGAUGAACAACCCAUGUUGUUUGAAGGUAUCCAGUUCAAAGGGAAAAAAAAGAGAAAUCGCAAGAAGAAACCGGUGAAAGAUACCGUGGUAAAGCUUCUGCCCACCGAAUCUCACCACAAGGUGGGCAAAACUAGUAGCAUAGGCAACAGUGUUAAGCCUACUGCCGCCACCAAAAAAACCCAUCAAAUAGUGGAAGAGGAUUGUGAUUCAGCUCAUAGUGUAGACCACAGCAUUGACACAAAUGACGCGCCCAAUACGAUAUAUUCGGAUAUCAGGAGCGUGGGUUCGCAAGACAGCGGGAAAGGUGGCAGCUCGUAUUCAGGUGAAUUGCAUACGAUAUCCGAUGCUGACGAGCAAAUGAGUUUUGAUUUUAUGGUUCCCAUUGACUUGGUUGGUCCCAUUAUCGGCAAAAAAGGAGCUUUUGUCAAGUACAUUAAGGAAAAGAGUAACGUAAGACUUUUUGUUGAAAACAAGACCGAGAGUCCUGAAGACAAGUUUAAGAUGUGCACUCUGAUAGGAUCUGAAAUUAAUAUAAGGAAAGCGCUUAAGUUGAUAAGAGCAAAGUUCCCAGAAAAAACGUUCCCAGAGUUAACAUUGGAGUGCAUUACUCCGAUGAUGAUGGAUGGCGGUACUCCCGUUAUUUCGCAAUUGUACAAAUCUGAACUAAUCGAAGGAGUCAACAACAUUGUGAUUAUUACCGAUGUGGUUGCACCUGACCAUUUCUUCGUGCACAACGCUUCCACCCCGGAUUAUGCUUUGCUGUCGGCGUUAAAUUUUGCAAUGAAUGACAUGUUCGCUGCCAACAAAGAAGACAUCCCAGAAGUGGACUUGCGCACAGUCACCCACGGUUCCGUUGUGGCCACGUACAGCGAAGGAAACUGGUACCGCGCUCAAGUGAUAGACGUUGACGAAAAGAAAUACGAAUCGGCCAACGUGUUCUUUUUGGAUUAUGGCGGCUGCAAGAAAAUUGACCAAUGCGACAUGCGACCCAUGCACGACACAUUGGUAUCGUUAAGUUUCCAAGCAAUCGAAUGUAGUCUGGCCAAUGUCGCUCCGACGUACGGAAAAUGGUGCGAAGAAUCGCUGAAGGUGUUUGAAGCUUUGACGACCGGAAAAAUGCUGUUCGCCCAAGUCAUUUACAAGUCUGAUAGUAUACAAUAUGUUAACUUACUUGCGUACGACGGUUUAGUGACAAUCUCCGUAAACGAUGAGCUGGUUAAAUAUGGAUUCGGCACCUACAUGCCAAAUGACAGCGUUCGCCAAAUCUUCAUUGAACCGGCGGCGAUAACUGAGCACGAUCCUUUGUACGCAUCAGCUUAGAUUGGUCGUUUCUCAUUCGCUGUUAAAUGGUUAUUAAGAUUAUUUUAAUUUUCGCCUCGACUGUUAUUGCGUUAAUUUUAUUUUCUCAUUCAUUGUCAUAACAAUUUUUUUUUUUCCAUUUGAAAAAAUUUCCGUAUUUUAACCCAAAGGGUACAUAUUUUAUUUAUCGAUCGGUUGAAGCACUAAUUUUUCUACACUAAAACAACUAUUAUGACUAUUUUUUAAAAAAAAUUUUAUUUACCAUCAAGACUUAACUACCAUUCAUUCGAACACUUUCAUAAGUUUUUUUUUUUUUGACCAAUCGAAAAUAACUUAAUACGAAUGACCAAUUUUUUUUUCAAAUAUACCAAAUUUUAUUUUAAAAAUUUUUAAAAGAAACAAUAAGAUCAUCGCUUAUUAAUCAAUAAUUAUUAUUUUAAACAUACAUAUAUAUAUAUAUAUA